ACGUAUAUCAAAUGCUAAUUUAGCAGUACAAAUAAAUAAAUCAGCAACAAAUGAAUCACCACCAAUAAUUAAUCAAGAUCCAUCGAAUACAUCAUUUGAUGAAGAAAAAACUGAAGCUCGUGUACAUUCACUUAUUGAAGAAUAUACUGAAAAUUAUUCAGAAUUAACUGAUCGACCUGUUAAAGAAGCAUUAGAAGAUUUAGCAACAUUUCGUACAUCAAGCUUUGAUCAACAAGCAAUUAUUGUUCGAGAAUUAUUUACUAAUGUUUUAGAAGCUAAACCACGUGCACGUAAAGCUGUUGGACAUUUACUUGAUGCUGCACUUAAUGAAGAUAUUUUAUCUACUGAAGCUUUUCUUUCUGGAUUUAAAAUGAUUGUUGAAGCUGCACCAGAUUAUGCUGUUGACAUUCCUCUAAUUUGGCAAUACAUCGGUGAAAUUAUUGGUGCAUUUAUCGGUGCUCCUACAUCAAAUAUGUCAUUACUUAAACCAAUUUUAGAAUGUGUUCCUGACGAUAAAUCGAAACAAUUAUUUCAAUUUAUUACGCGAUAUGCAACUGAAUUUUCAUCUCGAUCACGCAUACAAAACUUUUGGCAAUCAUCCGGUUUUACUUUAAAUGAUUUAAUUAAAUCUGAUCUGAUUGAUUCUUCAUUUUCAAAUGAAUAUGAUUGGUUAUUUGAUACACCUGAAGUUGAAUCACCAGCACCACAAUCAAAAGAAAAUAAUUCUCCACGUGCUGAUCCACAGCUUGUUAAAUUAUUUAAAUCUGUUAAUGAUCAAAGUACAACAGUAACAGAUCCAGAAAUAAUAACAUAUAUUCGCGAGCAUAUGGAUCCAAAUGAAAAAUUUUAUAUUCGAAAUAUUGUUUUAUCUUAUUUGGAAGCAUGUUUAAUUAAUCGUGAUCCACAAAAAAAAAUUCAAGAAGAUAUUGCAAAAAAACGAAUGACUAUACUUAAUGCUAUUAUUGAACAUAAACCAGAAGGAGAAAUUCAAGCUGUUUAUGCUAUUCAAAAUUUUGUUAAUAAACUUGAACAUCCACCAAAAAUGGCUCGACUACUAUUUGAUAUAUUCUAUGAUGAAGAAUGUGUAAGUGAAGAUGCAUUUUUUGAAUGGCUUAAACAUCCAGAUCAAUCUGAAACUGAAGGGCAUGCCGUUGUUGAAAUGUCAACAAAAGAUUUUUUUACUUGGUUACAACAAGCUGAAACAGAAGUUGAAGAAGGCGAAGAAGAAGAAGGAAAUUAA
This is a messenger RNA of Rotaria sordida, 1240 nucleotides long. The record is from the annotation of a GenBank genome assembly. Lineage: Eukaryota; Metazoa; Rotifera; Eurotatoria; Philodinida; Philodinidae.